ACUUGAACUUGCAGACGCGUGUUGCCAGUGGGCGCGUGCUGCUUUGCACUCAAACGACGCAUUCUCCUCCGACCACCGUUGCGCAGAAGGCACGAGAGGGAGGGACCAUCGAGAAUGGAGAACCCGCACGCGGAACGCCAGAAUGUCCUCCUACAACGUAUUAUCAAGAAUGCGGACAAGUGUACUGAGACGGUCGUGGAGCUAAACCGCUGUCUAGAAGAGAUCAUACGGGCGAAUGCUCACGUCAAAACAGCAGCGGAUCUGGUGACCAAGUACAGAAAGAAUGUCCAAUAUAACCUGGAGGCUACUCGGGCCGCGGACCCAGAAGAUUCUGCUCAAGAGUCGGAGGAGAGACGUGCAUGAAGACUGGGCGACUUGGCACCAGCGAGCGGUGCAACGGUGCCAUAUCCUGCCUGAAUUGGCGCGCCCGACACCAAGGCGCAUCACGCCUCAUGAUAUGACGGUGGCCGAAUCGACUCAGCAUAUCAAAGAUUCGUCUCAUCAGCCUGUAUCGUUAGUGAACUGUGUUUCUGCUCUGUGUUGUAUUCGAGUGAUGAAUCCCCUGAAACACCCUCCCUGGAAUGCCUACCUGCCGACC
Messenger RNA from Rhodofomes roseus, 598 nucleotides. Its product is annotated as DASH complex subunit Dad4. Gene Ontology annotation, biological process: attachment of spindle microtubules to kinetochore. The transcript has 4 exons. Gene Ontology annotation, cellular component: mitotic spindle; DASH complex. NCBI's taxonomy places the organism in Eukaryota, Fungi, Basidiomycota, Agaricomycetes, Polyporales, Fomitopsidaceae. The record is from RefSeq and is a predicted model, not a curated record. Bases 115 to 363 code for a protein of 82 amino acids.